AUCGACUACGACAAGCUGAUGGAGAAGCAGCUCCAGGCGAUAGGAGGCCUCGAUGCCGAGAGGAGCCAGCAGCGCGCUUCCAAGGGGAAUAUCGGCUUGGCUGUCACCCUGGAGGACCUCAACACCAAGGGCGGCAAGGUCUCUGGCCAAGGGGGCGGCCCGCUGCUAUGCGUGGUCAACACGCACAUCCUGGCCGACCCUGGCUUCACCGACGUGAAGCUGGCGCAGUGCCACCACCUGCUGCGUGCCCUGAGCUCGAACAACGGCCUCAAG
Messenger RNA from Prorocentrum cordatum, 273 nucleotides. Lineage: Eukaryota; Dinophyceae; Prorocentrales; Prorocentraceae. The record is from the annotation of a GenBank genome assembly.